Messenger RNA from Electrophorus electricus (electric eel), 1533 nucleotides. It is a transcript of the gene slc2a1c, whose product is annotated as solute carrier family 2 member 1c. Gene Ontology annotation, cellular component: plasma membrane. Gene Ontology annotation, molecular function: D-glucose transmembrane transporter activity. NCBI's taxonomy places the organism in Eukaryota, Metazoa, Chordata, Actinopteri, Gymnotiformes, Gymnotidae. Gene Ontology annotation, biological process: dehydroascorbic acid transport. The record is from RefSeq and is a predicted model, not a curated record.
AUGGCAUUCCAACAGAGCCAGUUUACAGUGACACUGGUAACCUCCGUGGUGGCAGCCGUACUUGGUUCCCUGCAGAUUGGAUAUCACACUGGGAAUAUCAACUCUCCAGCCAGAGUCAUUGAAGAAUUCUUCAAUGUGACAUGGAAAUCAAGAAACAACCAAUCCAUGCCGGAGCACAGUCUUACCUUUAUGUGGUCUCUUUCAGUCAGCAUCAAGGACUUCGGAGCCCUUCUUGGGGCACUAGGAGUCAAAGGCCUUGCUGAUUUCUUUGGGAGGAGGAACGCCAUUCUCAUAGUGAACUCCCUGUCUAUUGUAGGCGCAUGUCUGAUGUUCCUCAGCAAGGCGUCUGAGUCCUUUGAAGUUCUCAUAGUGGGCCGACUGAUUUUCGGAGUGUUUUGCGGCCUAGUGAUGAGUCUGAACCCACUUUACAUCCAGGGGGUCUCCCCGAUUAACCUCCGUGGUGCCUUUGCAACUCUCAACCAGGUUUCCUUCGCAACAGGCAUUCUCCUGGGCAUGGUGGUGGGACUGGAAACAGUGCUUGGCACAGAGAAGCACUGGGCACUUAUGUUCUCUCUGUCCCUCAUCCCAGCUCUCCUCCAGUACAUGAUCCUGCCCCUCUGCCCCGAGAGCCCACGCUACCUCCUCAUCAAUCAUGGCAAUGAGGAAGAGGCAGAGGCUGCCUUGAGAAGGUUGAGAGGAAACCAUGACCAGGUGAUGCAAGAAAUGGAGGAGAUGAGAGAGGAAGCCUCCCAUAGCGACCCAGGAGUAACUAUCAGGGAAUUCUUUAUAAGGCGUCGCUACCGACAUCCCAUAAUACUUGUACUGAUUAUAAACCUGGGCAGCCAGUUAUCUGGAUUUAAUGCGAUCAUAAACUAUUCAACUAAAAUGUUUGUCAAAUUUGAGGAAGCAAGAUAUCUGACACUGGGAGUGGGAGCCAUUAAUGUGGCAUUCACCAUAGUAGCGUUCUUCCUGGUAGAAAGGGCAGGGCGCAGGAAAUUGCUCCUCACUGGCUUCCUGUCUGUAGCCCUUUGCAAUUUACUUAUGACCAUCACAGAUACCAUGCUGCAUGUAGCCCCAGACAUUCGCAGUAUUCAGGUACUGGUGGUCUUUUUCCUGAUCUCAGCAUAUGAGGUGGGACCAGGGCCCAUCUCCUGGUUCAUUGCUGCUGAGCUUUUUGACCAGUCUGCCCGUCCCAUUGCCAUGGCCUUCACCAGCAUGCUUAACUGGGGAGGAAAGUUCUUGCUAGCCCUCUUUUUCCCACCCCUAUUGAAACUGUGUGGUGCCUACGUCUAUCUUAUGUUCAUGGCGAUGGGCCCUGUUCGCAUUCAUGUCCACAUGUUGCAUCUACCAGAAACCAAGGGGCGGACCUUUGAUGACAUUGCUGCAGAGUUUCGUGGGGCUGAGUUGCAUUCCCCUGCAUACAAGAUGGGUUUCAAUACUUUCACCUGAGGACAACAGUUACUACAUGUUAAGUCCAGCCCACAGGCUCUUCUGCCUCAAUGCUUGUACAUGAUUUAGUUAUAAUGUAAAAGU